CGCCAAUAGAAAGAGAGCAAGCCAGGGAGAGUCUGAAGUUGAGAGAUGGCGGAAGAGAAGAAGAAAACGAUAAAGCUGUUUUGCCCUUCUAUUGCAAAGUUAGUUCCGGUGGUGGCUUUGGAAGACCAGAGACUCGAUUUGGGGCUCAUAGCCCGGACCUUCGGGAUCGAACCAGCGACGUUGAAGCUAAAUGGGCACUUCGUAAGCAGAGGGAUCGAUCUUAUAGCAUCCUCUGUAACCUGGAAAUCUCUUAUUUCCUUCUUCUCAACUCGAGGUUUCUCCACCGGCACUUCCGACUCCGACGCCCUUAUUGUCGACGGCAAGCUCUCUAAACUCGGUUCCAAAAGAGGAGCUCAUAUUCCAGUUGAAGAUGAAAUCCAAAGUGUUAUGGGGUCAAUCACACAUCAAGAAUGUACCAAUCGGAUCAGUAUCAAAAGGAUGAAGCAUGACACACCACGAUCAUCUGAUUUUGUAGAUAGAAGGGUCCCGCAGAGCUUAUGUUUGAAAAGAAAGCUUGGGUUGGAUAGAAGCAGUGCGCCCCUGAAGAGAACAAGGAUGAAUGAGUCUAAUACCGAUCUUACAGAGACCAAUCCAGUUUUCGUAACCAAAGGAGACAGGCAUCUUCCAUGCAGUUUAGUCAGUGAUGAGGCGAAGCGGAGGAGAGAAGAAGAUAUGGGUGUUGCUUCUCCAUUAAAGAAGAUAAGAAACUGAACAUUUUCAACAGCCCAGAUUUUAAUUUGUACAUUAAAAUAUUUAAUCUCUGUUGUGUAUUAUACUUGUAUCCAUUGCAACAUCUGUGGAUGAGUAGAACUUAGAUAGAUAGAUCAAUACUACACUGGUACCAUGGCUUCUAGAUUUGGUAACAUUGUCUUAUGUUUUUUCCUUUUCAAAAAUAAUUUUUUGUCUUGAGUCACUCAGUAAUAUAUAUGGAGGUGUACUCUCUCCAGCUUUAUGAGCCA
Molecule: messenger RNA, 959 nt
Organism: Cuscuta europaea
Lineage: Eukaryota; Viridiplantae; Streptophyta; Magnoliopsida; Solanales; Convolvulaceae
Source: the annotation of a GenBank genome assembly